CAGUCUUCAACUUUCCUCGCUCAAAUAAACACCGACAAAUUCCCAAUUUAUCUAACUACUCUCAACUUUCGCGCUGGGAAAACUGAAAACCGGAAAAGCACAUUGCCGAUGUCGAUCUGCAGCUCAUCAUCGUCAUCCUCUAGCUCCACAAAAUCAUGGAUCCUUCACAGUUUAGCUGUGGGAGCUGCAGUAGCAGUAGCUCUCGGCGCUCGCUCUUACCUCGCCCGAUCCAGCAAGUUUCGAAGCCGGGUCAUAGGCAUCAUACCCGCCCGUUUUGCUUCUACUCGAUUCCAAGGGAAACCCCUCGUUCAAAUUCUCGGCAAGCCCAUGAUCCAGAGAACAUGGGAAAGGGCAAAGCUUGCUGAGACAUUGGAUCAAGUUGUUGUGGCAACAGAUGAUGAAAAGAUAGCUGAGUGCUGUCGGAGUUUCGGUGCUGAAGUGAUAAUGACUGCUGAAUCAUGUAGAAAUGGAACUGAGCGUUGUACCGAAGCUCUUGAAAAGCUUGGUAAGAAGUAUGACAUUGCUGUUAAUAUACAAGGAGAUGAACCUCUUAUUGAACCUGAAAUAAUAGAUGGUAUUGUCAAAGCCCUGCAGGUAAUUUUCCUUUCUUGUUUUUUCCUUAGUGAUGAUAAGAAUUGUUGUUAUACUCUGGAAUUAGUUUCUUGGAGACUACAGAUAGUCGCUUGUUUUUCCCCUGUAAAAUGUAAAUACACUAGCCAGCUCUCCCCUCUCACUGAUUGUUUAAUUUAUAUUCAGUGUCAGUCAAGCGUUCAAUACAUUUAACCUAUUGCUCCAUAU
This is a messenger RNA of Nicotiana tabacum (common tobacco), 798 nucleotides long. The record is from RefSeq and is a predicted model, not a curated record. Lineage: Eukaryota; Viridiplantae; Streptophyta; Magnoliopsida; Solanales; Solanaceae.